CAGCACUGAAUACCAAAACAAAAAAGACAGCGGCAUACAAAUUUUACAAAUUUAUUGGAAAAAAUAAUUGAAAUAUGUUAAUUAGACAUCUAAAACCUAAAUAAAACAAUGAUAGCCACCGCUCCUUCCGCCGCCAAGGCUAAGGCAGCCAAGCCCGUUCCCGCUGACGCCAAGAACGUGAAGAAGGCACCGGAGACCGCUGAGGAUGUGAAGGCCACAGCUUCUGCUGCCAAGGCAGAUCCUGCUAAAGAGGCCGCCAAGAAGCCACCCGUAGCUACUCCCCCAGCUAAGAAGGCCGCCCCUGCUGCUGCUGCCGCUCCGGCUGCUGCCAAGUCUGCUGCUCCCAAGCCCAAGGAAAAGUCAGCACCGGCUCGCGGCAAGGUGACGAAGAAGAAUUUGCUCCGCGGCAAGGGCCAUAAGAAGAAAAAGAUCUCCUUGCGCUUCACCAUCGACUGCAGCAACAUCGCUGAGGACAGCAUCCUGGAUGUGGCCGAGUUUGAGAAAUACGUUAAAGCUCGCCUAAAGGUCAACGGCAAGGUUAAGAAUCUAGACAACAAUGUCACCUUUGAGCGCUCCAAGUUGAAGUUGCACGUCAGCUCCGAUGUGCACCUCUCCAAGGCCUACCUCAAGUACCUGACCAAGCGGUACUUGAAGAAGAACAGCCUGCGCGACUGGAUCCGCGUUGUGGCCAAUGAGAAGGACUCGUACGAGCUGCGCUACUUCAGAAUAGGCUCAAACAAUGACGAGGGCGAUGAUGCGGAGUAAAGAUCAAAUAAAAAAGAGCAAACACAAGAGAAAGUUUAACAAUGUUAUUUUAUGGCUGAUUCGUUUUUAUUAGAUGUCACGUUAAGGUCGAGUUUUUAUAAGCCAACAAAGACAAAUUGAAAUCAAUUUUUUCGG
Messenger RNA from Drosophila obscura, 900 nucleotides. Its product is annotated as 60S ribosomal protein L22-like. Gene Ontology annotation, biological process: cytoplasmic translation. Gene Ontology annotation, cellular component: ribosome. Bases 109 to 765 code for a protein of 218 amino acids. The record is from RefSeq and is a predicted model, not a curated record. Lineage: Eukaryota; Metazoa; Arthropoda; Insecta; Diptera; Drosophilidae. The transcript has a single exon. Gene Ontology annotation, molecular function: RNA binding; structural constituent of ribosome.